AUGGCACCAUCCACAGAGCACACCCCGUCGGCCCUGGCCAAGCCUGACCUCGAUGAGGUGGAAAAGGCAGACAAGUUCUACGAGGGCGAGGACGACGCCCUGGCCCCCACCGACGAAGAGAAGGCUGCCUACAUCCGCAAGCUCGACUGGCACCUGAUGCCCGUCAUCUUCGUCAUCUACAUGCUCUCCGUGCUGGACCGCUCCAACCUGGGCAACGCCCACCAGGCCGGUCUGGACGACGGCAUCGGCCUCGUCGGGAACCAGUACAACCUGCUCGGCACCAUCUUCUACAUCGGCUACAUCUGCUCCAUGUGGACCGUCACCGGCUGGAAACAGUUUCCCGCCCACAUCUGGGCCGCCUGUGUCGUCUUUGCCUGGUCCACCCUCUCCUCCCUCCAGUCCUCCGUCCACAACUUCUCCGGCCUUGCCGCCAUCCGCUUCUUCCUCGGCGUCUUCGAGGCCAUGUACGCCGGCGUGCCCGUCUACCUGUCCUUCUUUUACCCGCGCGACAAGGUCGGCUUCAGGCAGGGCAUCUUCAUCUCGGGAAGUGCCCUGGCAAACGCCUACGGUGGCGCCCUAGGCUACGCCAUCCUGCUCAUCAAAAGCAGCGUGCCCUCGUGGCGCAUUCUGUUCCUCAUCGAGGGCCUGCCCACCAUGCUUAUGACCAUCGUCGCCUUCUUCUUGCUCCCAGACAGCAUCCGCGAUGCCCGCUUCCUCACAGACCGGCAGAAGGAGGUCGCCUCGUACUGCGUCAACCAGGGCCAGGUCGCCGACACCGACGAGGGCCAGCACACUGGCCUGCGCGUCAAGGAGAUGCUCUCUGGCCUGAAGGACUGGCGCAGCUUUGUGACUGGAAUCAUUUACUUUGGCUGCAAUGUCUCCUUCGCAAGCCUUCCGCUCUUCGUCCCCAGCAUCAUUGCUGAGAUCGGCAUCUUCACCUCCAUCCAAGCCAACGGCCUGUCCGCCCCUCCUUACCUCUUUUGCUUCUUUGUCAUUCUGGCCGUCAACUUCACCGCCGACAAGCUUCGCCUCCGAGGCCCCUUUAUCAGCUUCUUCGGUCUCGUCGCCGCCGUGGGCUUCAUCCUGCUCGCUACGUCCAGGGAUCCGGUGGCGCGCUAUCUUGGCGUCUACCUCGCCAUCCUGAUCUUUGUCAGCGUCUCGCUGAUGAUGUCGUGGGUUUCCAACAUGCACAGCACCGAGAGCAAGCGUACAGGAGGCUGGGCCGUCUUCCAGACCUUGGGCCAGUGCGGGCCCUUGUUGGGCACGAAUGUCUUCCCGGCCAGCGAGAAGCCGUACUACGUCAAGGGGUCGUGGAUUUCGACCGCCUUCUGCCUUGUUGUCACGGUGGUCUCGGCAGGCCUGAGCUUCUCGCUCUGGCGGGAGAACAAGAAGUUGGACAGGAUCUUCAACGAGAACCAGGAUGAAGACGUGCCAGCUUCUGCCAGAGGGCAGAGAGGAUUCAGAUAUAUCAUUUAA
This is a messenger RNA of Cryphonectria parasitica EP155, 1476 nucleotides long. Its product is annotated as MFS general substrate transporter. Lineage: Eukaryota; Fungi; Ascomycota; Sordariomycetes; Diaporthales; Cryphonectriaceae. Gene Ontology annotation, molecular function: transmembrane transporter activity. Gene Ontology annotation, biological process: transmembrane transport. Gene Ontology annotation, cellular component: membrane. Bases 1 to 1476 code for a protein of 491 amino acids. The record is from RefSeq and is a predicted model, not a curated record. The transcript has 2 exons.